AGGGUAAUUUUUAACGUCGAAGUUGGUGAUUUGGGAAAGAUAACGGUUAACAGCUAACGACAGCGCAGCGCAGGAGAGAGCGAAGCGUUUACCGGGUUUUGCCGGCGGCCGUAGUAACAGGGCGGUGCAGGAAUCCGAGGGGGCGGACUUUAACGAGAACACGACUCGCCUUGUUGUGUGUAUUCCCGUGCUCGCAUCGCCAUCUUGUUGCAAUCCUAUUUUUUUUUACGUAUGCGAGGAUCUACUUUCCGUUUGGCCGGAUUAAAAAUUGUCCGUGUGCUUUCAGGAGAAACACAGGGCACGAGAAGAUCGGGCCUGCGGGUGUGAACCGUGCACACGGCGCUUCCUAUCGGGACACUACCAACCCCUCCUCGGUCUUUUUCCUCCUUCCGUCCCGGGCCACCGGGUCGCCUGCCGUGAAGGUUUACGCGCAAUGAGCAUCGAUACACUUUUGGAGGCGGCCAGAUAUCUGGAAUGGCAAGCCCAGCAACAACAGAUCACACGUGAGGAGGAGCAGCGCAAAGAGAAGCAGCUCAUCAACAGGGAGGCGGAGUCUAUGCGGGUGGAACUUGUGACCUCGUUGUCUCAGCCAAUCAGAGCCAACCACGUCACUUGGGGCAAUGACACUCACCGCCAACAACCGCAUCACUAUCCCGCCCCUCCGCCCCCGUCUCUCCCACUUUCUCAAGUCCCCAUCGCCGUCAUCCCUAUGGUCCCAGUUGUCACAGCGACACCCUCGGUCUCGCACUUUCCUCUUACGACGCAGAUUUCUGCUGCGGCAACGUCGCUCAACGGCUCGCCACCAGCCAAGAACGCUUCCUUGCCUCCACAGCAGCAGCAGACCUCUCCUUACCUGUUGUGCACACCCCAGAUAAAAGUAGAGACUAGUCCGCAAAUAAAGCUAGAGACCAGUCCCCUGAUAAAGGUAGAGACAUGUCCCCUGAUAAAAGUAGAAACUAGUCCCCUGAUAAAGGUAGAAACUAGUCCCCAGAUAAAGGUAGAGACUAGUCCGCAGCUGAUUGGUGCAAAGCCCAGCCAAUCACAUCCUCAGCUUCAGAUUCAGUACACAACCUCCAUCAGCACUAAUGGCUCUGGCUCUCAACAUGCACUGGUUCCCCAUCAAUCUCCACCUUCAUCUCAGCCGCGGUCUAAUGGAGUCACGAUGGAGGACCUGAGGGGGAUGGAAGGGAAGCGGAGACCAGGAGGAGCGGGGACCAGAGAGGUGCAUAAUAAACUGGAGAAGAACAGGCCCUUCAGGCGAGCGCACCUCAAAGAGUGUUUUGAGACGCUGAAGAAGAACGUUCCAAAUGUUGACGAGAAGAAAACCUCCAACCUCAGCGUUCUCCGCAGCGCUUUGCGUUACAUACAGACUCUGAAGCGUAAGGAGAAGGAGUACGAGCACGAGAUGGAGCGUUUGGCCCGAGAGAAGAUCGCUACGCAGCAGCGGCUGGCCGAGCUGAAGAACGAGCUCAGCCAGGGCAUGGAUGUUAUCGAGAUCGACCGAGUUCUCCGACAGACCAUCCAGCCGGAGGACGACCAGGCCUCCACGUCCACCGCCUCAGAAGGAGAAGACAACUUUGAGCAGGACAUUGACGAUGAUGUCCCCGCUGCUCUGGCUCCCACGUCUCUCCUCAAACCGGCACCUCCCAUCUUACAAGCCCAGCAGCUCCUCACCUCUCAUGCCGUGCUGUCAAUCCAGCACGCCACCCUGCCUCUUGGAGUCCUGACCACGCCAUCUCACUCGGCUCCCUCUCAAGCAAUCGCUCUUGCUCCAGUCCUAGGUCCGCCCCCUCCGCUGCAAACCCAUCCCAUUCAGCCGCCGGCAAUGCAGGUCCAGCCCACCGUCAUCGCUCAUGCCGCAGUCUCCCACCCUUCAGUCAUCCAGGCUGUCAAUCAUGGCCUACCAUCAAAUCUCAAGCACCUAACGCACAUCGCGCCGUCACCUGGUCCCAUGUCCUCCAUGCCUCAGCCAAUCGCGGCGGCACCAGUUGCCGCCACUCACCAGACGAUGACCGCCCAGCCCAUCGGACACAUCACCGUCCACCCGGUGGCUCACCUCGGUGGCCCCCUGCAAUCCCACCUCCCGACUCUCUACCCGCAGGGUGUGUCUGUCUCUCAGCCCACCAUGAUGGGCCACAUCACUCACACGUUCACCCACCACGCCCUGCCGCACGUCCAGGCUAAUCCUCAAGCUAACACUAAUGGAGCCCAGGUGAACAGUGCAGCCAUGAUCAACCACGGGAGCCCGUCGUUGGGGAAACCCACAGCAGUGCUGGCCCCCCACCCUCAGCUGGUUGGACAGGCAGCCGUCCUCAACCCUGUCACUAUGGUUACAGUCCCAACCUUCCCUGUCGGCACACUCAAACUGGCCUGAAAGAUUUAUAAAACAAGAAAAGAAAAGGUGGGACUGAUGGAAGUCAGUUGAGGGAGAGUCUGCACUUCUGAAUGAGUUUUCACACUCCUGUCAAUAAUCAAGAGCAGAGAAUCUCUGACAGACACAUGAAACUUGUGAUGAAUAUCUUUAGAUAUAUUUGGGUCACAGCUCUGUUAGUUUAUGAACUAUAACAUUGAAGCAGAGUCAGUGGGUCAGGCCAUUGUUUGUGAAAAUAAGACUGCGCUGCAAAGACAGGAACUCUGUUUUACCUUCCUUCUCUCCUUCCUUUACAACCAGAAGCACUAACAUAAUAAGCUCAGUUCACACUCAGGCAUCAAAGAUUUACCUUAACUAUUCAUCCACUCACCGAGGGAAACCGCACGAGGGAGAAAGAGAUUUGUUUGUCGUUGGGCUGUUACCGUGGCGAUACAGUAUGUUCCGGUUUUGUAUUCAUAUAAUCAUGACGUCACGUUGGACAUUUUGGUGAAAUAAUGUCACUGAUAGGUUUGAAAGCAGGAGGAGGGAACUCACUCUGAAUGAAUUACAGAUCAAAGUGUGAUCAAAUGUGAAGUAGACCUCAUUACAUCGUCUGCUUAAUAGAGCUAAAGCGUUUCUGAUGCAGUUCUUCACUUUUCAGGAAAACGACAAAGUUACUGAUUAUAUUUCUUUUUCUCCUUCGCUUUUGCCUUGCUCCGUAAAGUGACUGUUAAGCCCUCUCCAUCUUCCUCCAAGUGAAGGUUUCUCACCACUGCAAUUGCCACCAAAUCAACAUCUUUCAAAUAGUUUAAGAAAAAAAAAAAAGGAACAGUGCAAUAAUAAAACCGUAUCCAAUCUGCAGUUAGACAAAAAAAAAAAAAAAAAAAAAAAAGAAACAACCUCAUCGUCUUUGAAUGUGAUUUAUGUUCUGCUGUCAGCUUCUGAUGAUUUGCAAAAGUGUCCCAUUCAACAGUGGAGUUAUUUUAUCCACUUCCCCUUAUGGCUUUCUUUUUGGAGGGCAACUCCAAAACAGCGGAAUGUCCCUUUUUUAAAAACAGAAAAAAACUAAACAAACAAAAAACGGAUCAAACUCCAGAAAUGAGAGGCUGGGCAACAUAUCGAUAUCGUGAUAUAAGACUAGAUAUCGUAGGUUUUGGAUAUCAUAAUAUCGCAUACGUAUUGUCUCGUCCUGGUUUUAAAGGCUGCACUACAGUAAAGUGAUGUCAUCUUCUGAACUUACCAAACUGUUCUAGCUCUUCUAUCUGCCUUUACCCACUUAGUCAUCCCCAUUACUGAUGACUAUUUCUCAUUGUGUAAAUAUGUUGUGAAAGCACCAAUAGUCAACCCUAUAAUAAGGUCACAAUAUUGAUAUUGAGGUAUUUGGUCAAGAAUAUCGUCAUAUUUGAUAUUCUACAUAUUGCCCAGCCCUAGUUAAAGGGAAAGAAUUAGAGUAAUGAUUGUUGGUUUGCAUCUGGAGAAGUCUAGAGACAACAUGACCUUUGCCUGUUAGUUAUUAAAGAGUGGAUUUCCUUGUAGGAAGUCCACCACACUACAGAGUUAAAGGUAGAGCAACAUGUUUGAGAUAAACAGUCAAGACAGUUCUGAAAAAAAACUUAAGAGUCAAAUUGGGAAAGUAAGGUAGGAUUAGACAUUUUUAAAAAGGUAAUUGAAUGCAGUCAGAUACGUAAAGGUAGUGCAUUGCACUUGUGGCGUGAUUUGCUGUCCCGCAGAGGAAGGCUUGACCAGAAAUACAUGGCAUGUUUUCAAACCAAUCAAUGCCUGUUCUACAUCAUUCUGAACAAAAAUAUCUACGUAAUCGCAAAUGCCUGAAAUUCGUUCGGUGAAUUUAAUGUCAACGACGGAAAAGACCCUGCUCUCAAAACAUUCAGUGGCAGGUUUUUCAUCCUUUUCACGCUAAUGCAACAGCGCCCUCUGCUGCCUCAUGCUGAUGAUGAUGACGACACACAAAGUUUCACUCUUGACUGUCUGUUUUGUACUGCGUUAUAUUACAUAUUGUACGGGACUUUGGUCACAUGAGAAACUCAAACUGCUGAGAGGAUUGUGAUAUGUGGAUGAAAGCUCCAGAAAAAGCUAGUAAGUGGUUAAGAUUAAAGUUUGGCUAUAGCACAAAACAAAUAUCAAACAGUCUGGCAGAAGUAUUGUUUAGGCUUGAGAUCAGUUUACAUUUUAAUGCCGUUUUGUGAAGAAUUAUUUGGCAGUGACAUGACCCUUUUUAUUAUUUUUUGGACAACAAAUGAUAUCGAACACCGCGCCAAAUCCUCUGCUCCAGUCCAGAAAAUCUGUUGUGACACCCACUUUUCUGUGUGUGUGUGUGUGUGUGUGUGUGUGUCUGUCUGUCUGUCUGUCUGUGUACACAUUCAAAAACGUUCAUGGCUUCACAGCCUUCUUGCCAGCCUAUACAUGUCGCACCAUAAAAUCUCCCAUCAGUGUAUGUAGUCAAUGUUGCGUGGAUCUGCUGUUUCUGUAUGUUAUGUCUGUAUAUGUGACUAUUCAAUAUGUUUUAUAUUCUGUACUAUAGUUAAUCCUACUGUACCUGUAGCAUGGCUGUUUUUUGGUUCUGCAGUUUGCCCCGUGCAUGAUAGAGUGAGUGUUUGUGUGUCUGUGUGUGUGUGUGUGUGUGUGUGUGUGUAGCAAGCUAUUUUUUUACACAGAGGUGAUUUAUGGUAUGAGUCUGUUUGGGUGCGAUCGUGUGUGCCUUUACUCAGUUUUACUGAACACUGUGACAACUCUGGCAAAACACGAACACAUUGAGCGAAUGGAAGAGACAAAGAUUUACUGUCAUGAUUGUUUUUUUUACGUUUUUAAGUUUUCCAUUUUGUGAGUUGGACUGAGACAGUGGAAAAAGUAAAAAAAUAAAGAAUAAAAGUUGCUCUUUUCUCGAUAACAUAAUGUCUAAUAUUCAAUUUGAGUUUUGUAAUAUUUGUAUGAAAGUUUUGUAAAUUUGUGAUUGUAUGCACGUUUUGGCAUAUGAGUGUAUGUAUCUUAAAAUUUUAAAUGCUUGUUUCUUUUUGGUUUUGUUUUGCAUGUAGAUUGCCGUUUAGUUUCUUUUGUAUAAACGUUUUGUUUUCUGUUUAUUUUUGGGACCAUGUACAAUACUGUAUAACGUGGGCAGGAUCUUGGACCUCAUGCUACAUUGAUAUUAUAUAUGAAUAUAAAAACAUGUUUUCCCUAUGGAGAAAGUUUUAAGUUAUAUAUCGCCUGUACACUUUGGGCUGCCUUUUAGAUCUAACUGUCCACUGUUUAAGAUAACAAUGAUGAUAAUGGAUAAAACAUAUUAAUGAAGAAUUAUGCUGAUGAAAUAAUAAAGAUUCUUAAUAAAUCUUA
Messenger RNA from Cottoperca gobio, 5695 nucleotides. RefSeq names its product MAX network transcriptional repressor b (gene mntb). The record is from RefSeq and is a predicted model, not a curated record. Gene Ontology annotation, biological process: regulation of transcription by RNA polymerase II. Bases 434 to 2374 code for a protein of 646 amino acids. Gene Ontology annotation, molecular function: DNA-binding transcription factor activity, RNA polymerase II-specific; protein dimerization activity; RNA polymerase II cis-regulatory region sequence-specific DNA binding. Lineage: Eukaryota; Metazoa; Chordata; Actinopteri; Perciformes; Bovichtidae. The transcript has 6 exons.